AUGGUGGACGUGGACGUGGACAUGGACAUGGACGUGGACAAGGACGUGGACGUGGAGGUGGACGUGGACGUGGAGAACUUGGACGUGGACAUGGACGUGGACGUGGACGUGGACGUGGACGUGGACCUGGACGUGGACGUGGACAUGGACGUGGACGUGGACGUGGACGUGGACGUGGACGUGGACGUGGACGUGGACAUGGACGUGGACGUGGACAUGGACGUGGACGUGGACGUGGACGUGGACAUGGUCGUGGACGUGGACGUGGACGUGGACGUGGACGUGGAGAUGGACGUGGACGUGGACGUGGACGUGGACGUGGAGAUGGACGUGGACGUGGACGUGGACGUGGACGUGGACAUGGACGUGGACCUGGACGUGGACGUGGACAUGGACGUGGACGUGGACGUGGACGUGGACGUGGACUUGGUCGUGGACGUGGACGUGGACGUGGUCGUGGACGUGGACGUGGACGUGGACCUGGUCGUGGACGUGGACGUGGACGUGGACGUGGACGUGGAGAUGGACGUGGACGUGGACGUGGACGUGGACGUGGACGUGGACGUGGAGAUGGACGUGGACGUGGACGUGGACGUGGACGUGGAGAUGGACGUGGACGUGGACGUGGACGUAGACUUGGACGUGGACGUGGACGUGGACGUGGACGUGGACAUGGGCGUGGACGUGGGCGUGGACGUGGACGUCGACAUGGGCGUGGACGUGGACGUGGACGUGGACGUGGACGUGGACAUGGACGUGGACGUGGACGUGGACGUGGACAUGGACGUGGACAUGGACGUGGAGGACUUGGACGUGGAGAUAGGCGUGGACGUGGACGUGGACGUGGACAUGGACGUGGACAUGGACAUGGACGUGGACGUGGACGUGGACAUGGACGUGGACAUGUACGUGGACGUCGACGUGGACGUGGACUUGGACGUGGAGAACUUGGACGUGGACUUGGACGUGGACGUGGACGUGGACGUGGACAUGGACGUGGACAUGGACGUGGACGUGGACAUGGACGUGGACGUGGACGUGGACGUGGACGUGGACAUGGACGUGGACAUGGACGUGGACGUGGACGUGGGCGUGGACGUGGGCGUGAACGUGGACGUGGACGUGGACAUGGACGUGGACGUGGAGAUGGACGUGGACAUGGACGUGGAGGACUUGGACGUGGAGAUAGGCGUGGACGUGGACGUGGACGUGGACAUGGACGUGGACAUGGACGUGGACGUGGACGUGGACAUGGACGUGGACAUUUACGUGGACGUCGACGUGGACGUGGACGUGGACGUGGAGAACUUGGACGUGGACAUGGACGUGGACGUGGACGUGGACGAAGACAUGGUCGUGGAUAUGGACGUGGACGUGGACGUGGACGUGGACAUGGACUUAGACGUGGACGUGGACGUGGACAUGGACGUGGUCGUGGACAUGGACGUGGACGUGGACAUGGACUUGGACGUGGACAUGGACGUGGACAUGGACGUGGACGUGGACAUGGACAUGGACGUGGACGUGGACGUGGACGUGGUCAUGGACGUGGAUGUGGACGUAGACAAGGACGUGGACUUGGACAUGGAUGUGGACGCUCGCAAGCUCUUGGACCAGGCAGGCUCGUGGACCAGGCAAGCUCCUGGACCAGGCAAGCUCCUGGACCAGGCAAGCUCCUUGACUAGGCAAGCUCCUGAACCAGGAUAG
Closterium sp. NIES-65 is the source of this 1707-nucleotide messenger RNA. The record is from the annotation of a GenBank genome assembly. NCBI's taxonomy places the organism in Eukaryota, Viridiplantae, Streptophyta, Zygnematophyceae, Desmidiales, Closteriaceae.